GACUAAUUUUGGCACUAAUAUUGCACCAUAGCCUAUAGGUUUCCAGUCGAGUCAAGUGGACGACAUUGCCAAGUUGUGCGCAGCAGCAGCGUCUUGAAGCGCUAAGCAUGGAGCCAGAGGGUAUCAACAGGGACUCUCAUUCCAUUCAGUCUCCUGUACUAGAUCUCGGUAGCAAAAGCAAAGCCACAGAAACUGACCAUCUCCUAUGCCAGAAGUCUUCGAUCAAUUCUGUGGUUGAAGCUAAACUUACCAAGAGAUGGGCUGUGUCAAGUAAAACUAUAUUCUCAGCAGUGUUUUUGUGGCUGGGGAUCAUGGUUGUCAGUGCUUCCUACUCCCUCUUUGGUCCUUUCUUUCCAGGGGAGGCAGCAGACAAGGGAGCCUCCCCCACAAUGGUAGGAGUGAUUGUGAGCAGCUCCCCUCUUUGUGUGGUCAUCUUAGCUCCACUGAUUGGGUACCUGCUGCCUCGUCUUGGUUUGAGAUUCACUCUAAUGGCAGGACUAUGGCUGGUUGGAGGGCCAUUCAUUUUGCUGGGGUUCAUGUCCUCUCCACAAAUCAGUUCUGGGUGGAUGUUUGCAACAUUGUGUAUCAUCUUGAGAAUGACUGAAGGUGUGGGGUCAGCCAUGUUCUUUACAGCCUGCUAUGCUCUCAUUCCCGAGCUUUUCCCCAAUCAUAUUGGGACUGCUGUGGGGCUCUUUGAAGUUGCUACCGGUCUGGGAUAUGCCAUUGGUCCACCACUGGGAGGACUGCUAUAUCAGGCUGGAGGAUUCAGCCUGCCUUUUCACGUAAUGGGGUCAAUCUCAUUAUUGUUCCUGGUUCCCUGCUUCUUUCUGAUCAAGAAGCCUGAUUGCAAGGCCCAGCCUCUGUCCUGGAAAAUAAUAAAGAUGAUUUUGUCGAACUUCACUAUCAUUUUACUUAUAACUGUGAACAUCUUCUCCAUAGCGGCAAUUUCUUUCCUCACUCCCUCGUUUCAGCCAUUCCUAUCUAAAUUUUUUGAUCUUGAUCCACUGUAUGUUGGUCUUGUCUUCCUUUCUGGACCAUUGUCCUACAUGGUGUUCUCUAUAGUGGUUGGUCCUCUCUCCGACAAGCUGGGUCCAAGAGGAUUUAUUUUGUUUGGACAAAUACUGUACAGUGUUGGCUAUAUUUUUUUGGGGCCUGCGGACUUCAUAUCAUACCCCCAAUUGUGGAUAACAAUCACUGCAUUUGUGGUGGUUGGAUGUGGAGCAGCAUUUGGAAUGGUGCCUAUCUACACUGACAUACUGAACCUAUCAAAAGAAUCUGCUGGAGUAGUGGAUAGUGAAGCACUUACCAGUGUUUUGUCCGGUGUGAUCUCAUCCUCUGUCUCAUUGGGAGAAUUUAUAGGGCCUAUUAUCAGCGGGGGUCUGACACAGUACUUUGACUUUCAAACAAGUACACUGCUGUUUGGUGAAUUUGUUUUUGCACUGGGGCUACUUCUUAUUGGUAUCACUACAAUAGACAAAUUUUUGAAUCGUAAAGAUAAAAAACAAGACCAUAGUUGAUGUUUUGUUGUCUUCUGUUAUGUAUUGUCAAGAGGCAUUUUAAACUCUCGUUUUGUAUUCCCUCCAUUUUUAUUGGCAGUUUGCACCUUAAA
Halichondria panicea is the source of this 1609-nucleotide messenger RNA. Its product is annotated as MFS-type transporter SLC18B1-like. Bases 108 to 1517 code for a protein of 469 amino acids. Lineage: Eukaryota; Metazoa; Porifera; Demospongiae; Suberitida; Halichondriidae. Gene Ontology annotation, molecular function: transmembrane transporter activity. Gene Ontology annotation, biological process: transmembrane transport. The transcript has 15 exons. The record is from RefSeq and is a predicted model, not a curated record.